This is a messenger RNA of Syngnathoides biaculeatus (alligator pipefish), 3066 nucleotides long. RefSeq names its product caspase 3, apoptosis-related cysteine peptidase a (gene casp3a). The record is from RefSeq and is a predicted model, not a curated record. Gene Ontology annotation, biological process: keratinocyte differentiation; proteolysis; erythrocyte differentiation. Gene Ontology annotation, cellular component: cytoplasm. The transcript is spliced from 6 exons. Bases 186 to 1034 code for a protein of 282 amino acids. Lineage: Eukaryota; Metazoa; Chordata; Actinopteri; Syngnathiformes; Syngnathidae.
AGGUCCUGCAGCCAAUGACGUUGAAGGUGGGCGUGCCCUGCUUAGUACACGAGUGCGAUUCCUCCUAGCUUACGAGCUCCCUCUCAGUCCGAUCUACCUCCCUCCUUCCCGUCGCGUGGAGUCUUCCAUUUAAUUGUGUCAUAGGUCAGAGUGGAGUAAGUGGCAUUACUGAGCGUGGAGUGAGAAUGUCGGCUAACGGGCCCGCUGGAGUUGACUGCACGGACACGAGAGCAGGCGACGGGCAACGUUGUGUAUUUUGUACCAGGACCGAGACCAUGGAUGUGGAUGCCCAGCAGGCUCAGUCGCACAGCUACAGAUACAGUCUCCAAUUCCCCUCCAUAGGGCAAUGUAUCAUCAUCAACAACAAGAACUUUGACAGGAGGACAGGCAUGAAUCAGCGCAACGGCACCGACGUUGACGCGGCGAACGCCGUGAAAGUCUUCACCAAGUUGGGUUACAAGUGCAAAGUUUACAAUGACCAGACAGUGGUGCAGAUGAAGCAGCUUCUGACUGCAGUGUCCAAGGAGGAUCACACCGGCUGCGCGUCACUGGUGUGCGUGUUGCUGAGUCACGGCGACGAAGGCGUCUUCUUCGGCACCGACGGCUCCGUGGAGCUCAAGCACCUCACCUCGCUUUUCCGCGGGGAUCGCUGCAAAACCCUGGUGGGCAAGCCCAAACUCUUCUUCAUACAGGCGUGCAGAGGCACCGAGCUGGACGCCGGCAUCGAAACAGACAGCGCUGACGACGGCGUCACCAGGAUCCCCGUCGAGGCGGACUUCCUCUACGCCUACUCCACUGCACCAGGUUACUACUCGUGGAGGAACACCAUGACGGGCUCGUGGUUCGUCCAAUCGCUGUGCGAGAUGCUGAGCGCGCACGGCCACGCGCUGGAGCUGCAGCACAUCCUGACCCGCGUCAACCACAAGGUGGCGCUGGAGUUCGAGUCGGUGUCGACGGCGCCGGGCUUCGACGCCAAGAAGCAGAUCCCGUGCAUCGUGUCCAUGCUGACCAAGGAGAUGUACUUUGUACCUUGACCACUUCCUUUUUUUUUUCCCUAAAAUCUUUUCAGCUGGCAGCCAUUUCGAUAAGCGUUAUUAUUGCGUUUUUUGUUCAGCGUUUUGUGAUAAAUGCUCACUUUAUUGGGAAUUUUGUAGUAUGUUUUUUUGUUGUUUACACAAUUCAGGGACGUAUGACGCCACUAGUGUGCACCAAACAUGUACAGGCUCGGACAAAAGCAGCUAUCAACUUUGCAAAAGAUUAAUUUUGAUUCACACAGCACCCUCAUUUUCCUUUCUGAUGGUCUUCCAUCCUUCCUUCUUUCCGACCUUCCUUUCUUCCUUCUUUCAAUUUAUCUGUCCCCUCCUUUCUUACGAUCAAUCCAUCCUUCGUCCUUGCGUAGCCCCUUCUUCUUUCCUAAAUUCCAUUCUUCCUUCAUCUCUCCUUUCUUUCCUUCCUUCGUUCCUUCAACCGCUCUUCCUCCCUUUCAUCCAUCCCUCCUCCGUUCCUUGCAUAACAUCCUUGCAUCCUCCUUCACUGCCUUCCAUCCUUCCUUCCUUCUUUCCCAGUACCUUUCAUAUCCUUCCCUCCUUUCAUUACGCUGAUGCUUCCUUUCUUUCCUCACAUGCCAAUCACAUGUCCUCCCAUUCUUCCUUCAAUUUUUUUCCUACCUUCCUUUCCCACCUUCCUUCCUUCCUGCCUUCUUUGCAUACCACCCGUGGUUCCCUCUAUUUCCCAUCCUUCCUUCCUCCCAUCCAUCCAUCCAUCCAUCAUCCUGCCUUGCACAGCAAUCUGUUUCUUGCCUUCCAUCCUUCUUCAAUUUUCCCUCUUUCUUUCUCUCUCUCUCCUUCUUUCCUUCUUAUCAUCCUUCCUUUCAUACCAUUGCAGGCACCUUCAUCUCUCCUUUCUUUCCUUCCUCCGUUCCUUCAACCGCUCUUCCUCCCUUUCAUCCAUCCCUUCUCCGUUCCUCACAUAACUUCCUUGCAUCCUCCUUCACUGCCUUCCACCCUUCCUUCCUUUUUCGCAGUACCUUUCAUAUCCUUCCCUCGCUGAUGCUUCCUUUCUUUCCUCGCAUAUUAAUCAUGCAUCCUUCCAUUCUUAAUUUUUUUCCAACCUUCCAUUCCCACCUUCUUCCUGCCUUCUAUGCAUACUUCCCAUCCUUCCUUCCUCCCAUCCAUCCAUCCAUCCAUCCUGCCUUGCACAACAAUCCCCAUUUCUUGCCUUCCAUCCUUCAAUUUCCCUCUCUCUCCGCUCUCCUUCUUAUCAUCCUUCCUUUCAUACCAUCGCAGCCACCUUCCUUCCCAUCCUUCCUUAAAUCCGUUUCAAUUUGCAAAGACUCUGCCUACUUUUAUCCCGCUGUGUGCAUUUGGCCCACCACAGCAUUCGAUGUUCAAAUCUAAAAACAAAACUGAACAGGCCCAAAUAUAUUUAACACACAGAAUGUUGGUACAGGUUGGGGGAAAAAAACCUUAAAUUUCACUUAAUUGGAACAUCUGCAUCAGUUGCACAUGAAUGCGUUAAACGUCUUAAACUGACGCACAUUAUUUUGAUUAGUUUCGAGGAAAAGAGGCGAAAAUCGCAGGUUUACCACAUUUCAAUCGUGUGCAACUGAAACGGAAGGAUUUUUUUUUUCCAGUGCAAUACAUGAUGAUAUUAAUGUAUCAUAAAAAUAAGGCAAUCCAAGCUGUGAUUUAUGUUUUCACGCACAAUCAGCUUUGUUGUGACAUUGUCAAAACAAAUCUUAAAUUGAAAAAGAUUUUCGCAAAAGGUCAUUCAAUACUUUGCUGCAAAGAUUUCAGUUGAAUCUUUUUCAUUAUUUCUGGUGUUUGAUGAUGUCAUUAAAUCUUAUUUGACUGGACUGACUAUGUUUUUUGAUACAAUUGGAAACUUUUUUGUUUACGGUGAUGUGCUUCAAAAUAAAAGUGUACUUCAGAAAAAAAAAUGUGACUUAUUCCUACAGGCGGACACAGGAUGGUGUUGGGGCAGUAAUAUGACAAUGUAAUAAUAAUUGACAAUCGAUAAGUAUUAAUUGGUGAGUGUGUGUUUGUGUUAUAAUUCUCCAACAUAUUG